UUAUUUUGAGGAUGUAUCUAUUUGGUUGAAAUGAAUAAUAAAAUAAAAAAAAAAUAAUAAUAAAUAUGUGGGAGAGAAAGACCAAGGGUCUCGCUUCACUUAACUAGAGAGGAGUACUAACUAGUUAACACAUCCAGCGCCUCCAAAGUAAAGUAGGCUGAGAAAUUCUCUGCCCCUUUUCUUUCUCUUCCCUCUCCCAAUGGAUUCGCUCUCUCUCUUCUGUACCGGAGCACUUCUCGCCGGCGGCCUCUACUGGUUCGUGUGCAUUUUGGGCCCCGCCGAGCAGAAGGGCAAGCGCGCCACCGAUCUGUCCGGCGGCUCCAUAUCCGCCGAGAAAGUCCAAGACAACUACAAGCAAUACUGGUCCUUCUUCCGCCGCCCAAAGGAAAUCGAAACCGCCGAGAAGGUUCCAGACUUCGUCGACACAUUCUAUAACCUCGUAACUGACAUCUACGAGUGGGGUUGGGGUCAGUCCUUCCAUUUCUCCCCUUCAAUACCCGGCAAGUCCCACCGUGACGCCACGCGCCUCCACGAGGAGAUGGCCGUCGAUCUCAUCGAGGCGAAGCCUGGUCACAGAAUACUGGACGUCGGGUGCGGAGUAGGUGGGCCCAUGCGUGCCAUCGCAGCCCACUCGAGAGCCAACGUGGUGGGCAUCACCAUCAACGAGUACCAGGUGAACCGGGCCAGGAUCCAUAACAAGGAGGCCGGGCUGGACUCACUCUGCGAAGUUGUGUGCGGCAAUUUCUUGGAGAUGCCGUUCCCUGAUAACAGCUUUGACGGCGCGUACUCCAUAGAAGCCACUUGUCACGCACCCAAGCUCGAAGAUGUGUACGCUCAAAUCUUUAGGGUUUUGAAACCUGGCGCACUCUACGUUUCUUAUGAGUGGGUUACGACGGACAAGUAUAGAGGGGAAAACCCUGAACACGUGGAGAUCAUUCAGGGAAUCGAGAGAGGUGACGCUUUGCCUGGGCUUAGGAGCUACGCUGAUAUUGCUGAGACGGCUAGGAAGGUAGGGUUUGAAGUGGUUAAGGAGCAGGAUCUGGCUAAACCGCCGGCUCAGCCGUGGUGGAGCCGGCUCAAGAUGGGUCGGAUCGCUUACUGGAGGAACCACAUUGUGGUCACUGUUCUGGCGGCGCUGGGGAUUGCUCCCAAGGGUACCGUGGAUGUUCACGAGAUGCUAUUCAAGACCGCUGACUAUUUGACCAGAGGUGGUGACACUGGGAUUUUCUCACCGAUGCACAUGGUCCUCUGCAGAAAACCAAAAUCCCCUCCUACUUCUACAACCUCAUCUUAGUCAUCAUCAUUUUCAGCUGACGUGCCACACAUGUUAACGACAUCUGGCCAGCACUUGCUUUGGAUCUGCCAAUCCUUGCUCUCAUCGUGUUCCCGUGACGACGCCACCUAGGCGUGUGUUAAGUAAAAGUGUAUCACAUUUAACACCCUUUCUUCUUUGGUUCUUUCCCACCAUGGUUUAUGCACUGGGUACACCAUGCUAAUUAGUCAACUCAUAUAUCCUAAAGUGGGAAAAGAAUCGUAAUGGGAUCAUUGAAUUAUAUCAAUUUACCAAAUUGGAAAUCUGGUUAGUUUCGAAUGGGUAUUUAUUACUUAUGUAUAGCUUAAAUACCCAAUCAUUAACACCAGCACAAUUCCAACCAAAACUCUUUUAUACGGUUUUAGUUAGCGGUCCCUACGCGUGUAUUCUGGUUCUUGUUUAAGUUUAAUAGAACAUCUAAGGGAAAAAGGACAAGUCAGGAUCAAACGGUUUAGUUUUAAUUUUUGUUUGCAUUUUUCAACCUAAUAAUGCUGAUGAUCGGUGAUCCUGACAAAACUAGUAGUCUCGGUAUCUUUCUUCGUGGGGCUAUAGAGCUAUAGUUACUGAUAUUUUAUAUUACGAUAAAAUUUAGGCUGGUUGGUAAUUUGAUGAACUAAAGGAAAGCAAUACUC
This is a messenger RNA of Arachis stenosperma, 1944 nucleotides long. RefSeq names its product 24-methylenesterol C-methyltransferase 2. Lineage: Eukaryota; Viridiplantae; Streptophyta; Magnoliopsida; Fabales; Fabaceae. The transcript is spliced from 2 exons. The coding region runs from base 200 to 1294 and encodes 364 amino acids. The record is from RefSeq and is a predicted model, not a curated record. Gene Ontology annotation, molecular function: S-adenosylmethionine-dependent methyltransferase activity. Gene Ontology annotation, biological process: steroid biosynthetic process.